GCGAAUCCCCAACACCUGCUGUCCAAUCUCUCUUUCCUGGAGACCUUUGGGGCUGAUUACCUUGAAGGUGAGGAGCAGUACCUGAGGUGCCAGUUUUAUGUCGCCGUCAAUGUAGUCAAGCGCCUGCUCUCCGAAGCCGCAAUGCGUGAAAAGUGUUAA
Molecule: messenger RNA, 159 nt
Organism: Protopolystoma xenopodis
Lineage: Eukaryota; Metazoa; Platyhelminthes; Monogenea; Polystomatidea; Polystomatidae
Source: the annotation of a GenBank genome assembly